AGUAGAUGAUUAAAUGAGCUAGUGGCCAAUUGAUAAAAAUAUAGCAUUGUAGCAAGAUGAAGUCAGAGACCGAUCAGCAACUGCCCAAGAUUAACUUUUCCGGCCUGGUCAUCGGCACAUCAGAAUGGAAUGCAGUGCGAGCAGAGGUCAUAACCGCACUCAAUAUUUAUGGUACCUUUGAGGCUGUGUAUGAUCCACUACUGGAUCCGAAGCUGAGGGAGCAGGUAUUCAAAAAAGCCAUCACCGACUUGUUUGACCUGCCCGCCGAUGUCAAGUCUCUCUCCGCAACCUACCACAGUAAGCUCUAUGUUCCAAACGUGGAGGCUUUCUUUAUCUACGAAGAAAACAAGCAGAGUAUUCCCAGUUUCACUGCUCUCAUGUGGCCUCAAGGAAACACUCACUUCUGUGAGACGAUGGAAAGAUACGUGGAGGCAUUGAAAGAAUUGGAUCAAAUGAUAAAAAAGAUGAUAAUGGAGGCUUUGGGAGUUGAGGACAAGCAUUAUGAUGAGAUGAUUCAGAAGACAGAAUACUCAUUGAGUGCAUCUCAUUACAAAACUGAGGAGGAUCAUAAAGAUGAUCAUCAAUAUAUGGGAUCGCACACUGAUCCUACUGUCAUCACCAUUGUUGGGCAAGAUGAACUUGAUGGUCUUGAGGUUCUGAUCAAGAGUACUGGUCAAUGGAUUAGGCCUGCCCCUUAUUGUUUCAUUGUUCUAGUCGGAGAUUCUAUGGAGGCAUUGACAAAUGGGAGGAUGCAAGCAACAAGUCAUCGGGUUGUUAAGAACAAAAAUAAUAGUAGAAGAUAUGAGACUCUAUUUAUGUCAAUAGCGGCAAAAGGGUUCAUUAUACAAGCUCCUUCAGAGUUAAUUGAUGAGACACAGCCGGCCAGCACUAUAUAAGACGUUUGAUUUUAGUAACAAUUUUCAAUUUUUCAUCUCCGACGAGCGUUUCAAGACAAACACAAACAAACCACUUAAGACCGUUUGUGGCAUCGAGAAUCAUGGUUGAUCAUCUAUUUUGUUGGUUGUGCUUGUACGGGUUAUAUAUUAAUUAUGUGUCUCAUAAUAAUGUCAUGUACUCAUCUAUUUUACUAUGUUGUGGCUGCUAUAUAUUUGACUAUAUAUGUUGUAGCUUGUAAUGAAAUGUGGUUUAUGGGGUAAAUUUUUUAGUAAGUCACUAAACUUUGGCUCA
Messenger RNA from Dioscorea cayenensis subsp. rotundata (Guinea yam), 1188 nucleotides. RefSeq names its product probable 2-oxoglutarate-dependent dioxygenase AOP1. The coding region runs from base 57 to 896 and encodes 279 amino acids. Gene Ontology annotation, molecular function: dioxygenase activity. NCBI's taxonomy places the organism in Eukaryota, Viridiplantae, Streptophyta, Magnoliopsida, Dioscoreales, Dioscoreaceae. The record is from RefSeq and is a predicted model, not a curated record. The transcript has 3 exons.